AUGUCGUACACAUUCUAUGCAGUUUCAUCGGAAGGCCUGCUAACGGGCGCGAUUUGUGGUGACGUUUUCGCCUCACCGCCCAGUAAUCACGUUCUGGCGGCAUUGGAGAGGAAACUCGUGGAGAAGGUACAAGUGGUUGUGAUGACGGAUGAUAUAGCGCUGGAAAAUGUGAGAAUCGUAUUGGAAGUCGAAGGGGUUGGCUGCAGCAACUCUCAUUAUGAAGCAACACUUGGUGUUUCCCUCUACCCGUGCAGUCUCCCCAACAGACCGCCGAUGUUCGGGUGGAGCAAGGAAAGAUGGAGAAGAAGCGGAUUUGAUUUAAAAAGUGCGUACAAUCGGCCCGCCAUGCACUCUCAUCAGAAACCAGGAUUUUUUGAACGAUUUGGAUGGGCAGCCGGAGAUGGAGAUUAUUGGACAAACAAUAGCCCAUGCUUGCAAAAAUGUAUUCUGGAAGCAAAUGAGAGUCUUCACUGGCAAAAUCCGGCUAUGGUUACUCUCGCAACUGAUCGCAAUCUUUCAGGAAACGGUUGGAGGGACGGGAGGAGCGAUUUACGCCUUACUACUGGAAGCAGCAAAUUUGGGUCAUUUGAAGAAUCAGCUCCUCCAGAGGAGAUUGGUCUCACGGUUGGAGAUCGGUCUCAAGCAAUAACUGAGCACGGGAGAGCGCAGCCAGGAGAUCGGACAGUAGUUAGUAGAAGAACG
Molecule: messenger RNA, 702 nt
Organism: Mesorhabditis belari
Lineage: Eukaryota; Metazoa; Nematoda; Chromadorea; Rhabditida; Rhabditidae
Source: the annotation of a GenBank genome assembly